GCGCGAUGACCCAUACGACGACGACCGAAUUCAUGUCGCGCUGCGCGCUAUGCGAUGAGGCGCUGGAAGGAAAGCCUGACCAGUGCAUCACGGACUGCGGGCAUGUUUUUUGCGUGUCCUGUGCUUGCCGCUACCUCGGCCACAACAAGAACCGAUGCAGCGAGUGCCACAUACAGGUAAAGAUUGUGCGGCAGAUGGACGCGUGUGGCAACGAAGCGCAACGCGAAAAGCCAUGCAGCGUCAAGUUUUGCAAUGUCACGUACAUCUUGUACGUAAGCAUUUGGAGCGUGGAUGACCCGACCCACACCCUCGCGACGUUGUUCCACCUCGACCACGCGCGGUUGAUUCAUCACGGUAAGAUUUUGAAGAAAGGAGACGUGUGGCCAGGCAGCGUAGUGCAGUUGGUUGGCACGAAGAAGAGUGUAAUGCCUUCUGACUACACUUCGAAUGGCGCAUCGACAUGCUCCACCUCUUCGACGGAUGCGAUGUUGGCCACCGUUGUGUCCUGGGCGAUGGCUAUUGUAGCAUUCGUCAUGUACCCACUCAAGUUGAUCUAUCUCUUUUUUCACUCGAUGGUGCGUGGCGAAGAAUACCAAUCGUUGCCGCAACGACGAUAUGCUCCAGUCGACGCAACUGAACCCUCCACAGCCCCGGUGGCGCCGACAUUUGAGCAACCAGGAAUUGUGCCGCUCCCUCCUCGGACAGACACUGUCGAGUAAGUUGUUUAACGACAGCAUACCAUGCUA
Messenger RNA from Aphanomyces invadans, 746 nucleotides. RefSeq lists its product as hypothetical. The transcript is spliced from 2 exons. NCBI's taxonomy places the organism in Eukaryota, Oomycota, Saprolegniomycetes, Saprolegniales, Verrucalvaceae. The coding region runs from base 6 to 719 and encodes 237 amino acids. The record is from RefSeq and is a predicted model, not a curated record.